Molecule: messenger RNA, 2209 nt
Organism: Fusarium graminearum PH-1
Lineage: Eukaryota; Fungi; Ascomycota; Sordariomycetes; Hypocreales; Nectriaceae
Product: mannosyl-oligosaccharide 1,2-alpha-mannosidase
Exons: 3
Coding region: 1-2064 (687 amino acids)
Biological process (GO): N-glycan processing; carbohydrate metabolic process
Cellular component (GO): endoplasmic reticulum; membrane
Molecular function (GO): calcium ion binding; mannosyl-oligosaccharide 1,2-alpha-mannosidase activity
Source: RefSeq, a predicted model, not a curated record
AUGAUUCGAGAUCCGUUCAACCUCCACCGAAACAUAAACACUUUUAAUCGACCGCCAACUCGAAAUAUUCCUUCGCCAUCGCGGGUCGAGGCUGAUGAAGUAGCUAUGGCCUUCUCUAUGCCCCGAACCGCUCCGGACUUCAAUAGCCGUCAAAGAGAGCUCGAAGACAAAUUCUGGGGUUCUGGACAGAGAUCUGGCAAGUCAGAUCGAUUACCGAUGUACAAAGACAAACCCUACGCGUCGCCAUACGACGACGAGGACCGGCCAUGGUGGAAACGUAAGAAGGUGCUGGGCAUCAUUGCCCUCGUCUUUACGUUACUAUACUGGUUCGGAUCUUCCUCCAAGUCACCUAAGAAGAGAACCGUAACGACCGACUGGAGCUUUGCAGGCUUGUCCAAACAUGAUAAGAAGGUGGAUUGGGAUCACAGAAGAGACCGCGUGGUGGAAGCAUUCGAGUUGAGCUGGGAUGCUUACAGGCGUCAUGCUUGGGGAUCCGACGAAUUUCACCCUAUCACCAAGACAGGCGAGAACAUGGCACCAAAAGGGCUCGGUUGGAUCAUCAUUGACUCACUGGACACCAUGAUCCUGAUGAACUUGACAUCUCGCCUUCAAGACGCCCGCCAAUGGAUCUCGGAGUCUUUGACGUGGGAUCAAGAUCAAGAUGUGAACACCUUCGAAACCACCAUUCGCAUGAUGGGCGGUCUUCUCAGCGCACACUACCUAUCCACCGAGUUUCCAGGUCUUGCUCCACUCGCGGAGGAUGACGAGGGAGCCAUUGGGGAGGACUUGUAUCUGGAGAAGGCCAAAGAUCUAGCUGAUCGUCUCAUGAGCGCUUUCGAAUCCCCUUCUGGUAUCCCCUAUGCAAGCGUCAAUCUUCAAAAAUUCCAGGGUAUCGAAUCGCACGCCGAUAACGGGGCGUCGUCGACCGCCGAAGCUACAACCCUCCAACUCGAGUUCAAGUACCUUGCAAAACUCACGGGAGAGAAGGACUUUUGGGAUAGAGUUGAAAAGGUCAUGAAGGUUGUCGAUGACCAGGGGGCCGAAGACGGCUUGGUUCCCAUCUUCAUCUAUGCGAGCACAGGAAAGUUCAAGGACGAAAACAUCCGACUCGGGAGCCGUGGCGACUCAUACUACGAAUAUCUUAUUAAGCAGUAUCUCCAAACGAACAAGAAGGAGCCUAUUUAUAGAGAUAUGUGGUACGACGCCCUUGAGGGUGUCCGCAAGCACCUUGUCACCUACACGUCGAAACAGAAGUUCACCAUCAUCGGAGAGCGACCUAAUGGGUUGAGCAAUGCCCUUAGCCCCAAGAUGGAUCAUCUUGUAUGCUUCAUGCCCGGAACAAUGGCAUUGGCGGCCACAGAGGGUCUCACGGAGGCCGAGGCACGCAAGCUCCCUACGUGGUCAAAGAAGAACGAAGAAGACAUGAAAUUGGCGCGUGAGUUAACGGAGACAUGCUGGGGCAUGUACAAAUACAUGGCAACUGGGCUGGCAGCCGAAAUUACCUAUUUUGAAAUUGAUGAUAAACCACCGGCUUAUGGCAACCCUCGCCAGGGGCCAGCCAACUUUGAACCAAGCCCAGAGGCGGAAUGGCGUAAAGAUUUCACUGUCAAGUCUGGCGAUGUUCACAAUCUCCAACGACCAGAGACAGUUGAAAGUCUGUUCUACAUGUGGAGAAUUACCAACGAUAACCAAUACCGUGAAUGGGGCUGGGAAAUGUUCAAAUCUUUCAUGAACCACACAGCUGUGAGGAACGGAGGAGGUUUUACGAGCUUGCGCAACGCCAAUGUCGUGCCACCCAAGGUGCGCGACAAUAUGGAAAGCUUUUGGUUGGCCGAAACGCUCAAGUACUUUUACCUCUUGUUCUCACCCCCGGAUCUCCUGCCUCUGGACAAGGUUGUUAUCAAUACUGAAGGACACCCGCUGCCUCGGUUUGAUAUGGGACAUCUGUUUACGACUGGAUGGCAAAGACAGCCAAGGGAUGCCAGUGGUAAGAUUGCCAAGAUGGUCAAAAUUGAUGGCGAUGUGAAGGAGGCGGUCAUGCAGGAUACCAAAAAGGUGACUUAGUGGAUUCGAGCACUCAAUGUCGUAUCUGCGUGGAUUGAAUGGGGCAUGAAUAAGCUUAAACAGCAAGCCGAAGUGCAUCUUGACUGGACCAUGUGGGUAUACAGCAUUCAUUAUUUCAUCAUGCUUUGGCAUGAUAGACAGUAGA